CAAACGUCAACCGCGACUGACAACAAACUGUACACACAAUUUCAUGCAGCUGGCAUUCCGGCUAGCAAAGGGGGCCGCUCAUCGGUAAAUAGCUGGAAUUAAGUGUUCGCAGUGUUUUUGGGUGCUCGGAAUUAUGUCCGCGCUUAAAAGUAACGCGGUCGUCGUGUUAUCGCUUGUAGUAGUGCGUCUCCAGUCCGCCCUGUAUUCGAUAAUUUCCGAUUGCGACGAGACGUACAAUUACUGGGAGCCGUUGCACUAUCUGCUUAAGGGCAAAGGUUUUCAAACAUGGGAAUACAGUCCCGAAUUUGCCUUACGGUCCUACAGCUACCUAUGGCUACACGGGCUGCCGGCGAAAGUGUUGCAGCUGGUGACUGAUAAUGGUGUUCUUAUUUUCUACUUCGUCCGGUGUCUACUGGCUGUAACUUGUGCCUUGCUCGAGUAUCGCCUGUACAGGAUUUUGGGACGGAAAUGUGGCGGCGGUGUGGCUAGUCUGUGGCUGCUUUUCCAGCUUACCAGUGCCGGAAUGUUUAUCUCUAGCGCUGCGCUGUUGCCCAGCAGUUUUUCCAUGUACAUUACCCUAGCAACGAUGGCUGCGUGGCUGAAUGAAGAUACGCGAACGGCUAUUGCGGUAACAGCAUUUUCCGGACUGAUUGGUUGGCCUUUCGCUGUUAUAGUGGCCGUUCCCUUCGUUCUCGAGCUGCUUUUUAGAAAAAGAAAGUUUUUGGAUUUCUUUAAAAAUGCCCUACUCUAUGGAGCCAUGUACGGUGUGCCGAUAGUGCUCAUCGAUAGCCUUUACUUUGGAACAUUUACGGUCGCCGCGUUAAACAUAAUCCGCUAUAACGUGUUUACCUCCCACGGACCUGAUUUGUACGGCGUAGAGCCUAUAAUGUUCUACGUGAAAAAUCUGUUUCUAAACCACAAUAUUACGCUUAUGCUCAGCCUGUCAUAUCCGUUGGUGGUACUGACGGCUGCAUGUCUUGGUGUUAGGAACACAAAAAAUCGACUCUCACCGAUGCAAGGCCUAUGGUUGAUGUCACCUCUCUAUUUAUGGCUUUUUGUGUUUGCCAUACAACCGCACAAAGAAGAACGAUUCAUUUUCCCCGUCUAUCCCUUAUUUGCACUUGGAACAGCACUGCUAAUGGAUCAACUGUUUUCCCACAUGCGACGCAUCCUCGGUGCAGGACGCUCCUCCUUUCCGAAUCGUCUAAUGGGUUUCGCCGUCCUGGCAGUGGCACUCUGUCUAGGUGUAUCGCGAAUGCUGGCCACGUCGAUGUACUACCGUGCACCGAUGAGCGUGCUGAGUGACCUGCCUCCAACCAAUGAGGAAUUGAGCGUAUGCUACGGCAAAGAGUGGUAUCGGUUUCCCGGGAACUUUUUCUUGCCCCCGAACUAUCGGGCCCGGUUUGUCGAGUCCAGCUUCACCGGCAUGCUGCCGGCAUACUAUGACGAAACUCAAAACGGCACGCAAAUUGUGCACGAUUACUUCAACGACCAGAACAUGGGCCAUCCGCACAUGCUGUUCGAGCUGAGCCGAUGCGAUUAUCUGGUGGAUUUCGACAAGGGCGCGUUUUACGACGAGCUCAGCGCGGAACCAAACUAUUCCGUCGACAGGAAGACGUGGUCUAUCGCUAGUAGCGUUGAGUUCGUGCAGGCCGACGAGUCGGCAUCAUUUGCUCGCGCUUACUAUGUACCAUUGGUGUCGUAUCGAUAUUUAGUUUGGGGCAGGUACAAUCUGCUGCGACGUAACAAAAUGAAACCUAUAUCGUAAGCCUAUUUGGCUGGUGUGUUGCUACGGAAGGACUCAUCGGGACCCUUUGUCGGUCGUGGUCUUUGAACAUUCUGUGCAUCCAGGGUGUUGAGCCAAAGAAGAGGAAGCAGCUGUCAGAAUAUGUGUUCGUAAAUGAGGAAGAUUCUAUGUUGGUGAUUCAUGGUGAUCCUAAUGCCAUUACGGUUGUUACACGUGUCUUACCAGUUUGCCUAGUUAUUUAGAGAUUUUAAAGUGCAGUCUAUUACGACAAAUAUCAUUAAAUAUUGAUUAAAAUAUAUACUUUUCAACUAAAUAA
Molecule: messenger RNA, 2063 nt
Organism: Anopheles gambiae (African malaria mosquito)
Lineage: Eukaryota; Metazoa; Arthropoda; Insecta; Diptera; Culicidae
Gene: Alg9
Product: alpha-1,2-mannosyltransferase ALG9
Exons: 4
Coding region: 134-1768 (544 amino acids)
Biological process (GO): protein N-linked glycosylation
Cellular component (GO): endoplasmic reticulum membrane
Molecular function (GO): alpha-1,2-mannosyltransferase activity
Source: RefSeq, a predicted model, not a curated record